AUGUUAGCAAAUCAUCAACCUGCCAAAUCGCCCACUCCAGGACCUUUAGUGAGGCCCUUUGCCAACUUGAUGAGUUCAACCAGUAAUACACCAGGUGCGGAAUCCAUAGGGAGAGGAGUGGCAGUUGAUCCGAUCACUUUGGUUAUCAACGAGUGUAUGGCAAUGGCGGCUGCCAUGAGGAAAAUGAGUAGAUGGUCUCAAUCUGGUGUAGCUGCCAUAUUAGGCACGGGUGAUAUUUUCGGGACUGGUGAAGAAGAUACUAUUAAUACUUUGGCAUCUAAUUUAAGUAAUAAUAGGAAAACUGUUGAUGAUAAUCCAUUAUCUUCUAGUUUCUUACAAUUAAGGACCAUUUUAACUGAAGCUAAGGAUGUAUAUGAGAUCGAUAGUUUAACCAUGUUACAACCCUUCCUAUUGGUUGUAAAAUCAGCUUCUACUUCAGGUUAUAUCACUUCUAUGGCUUUGAAUGCAAUUUCCAAAUUCAUAGAUUAUGAAAUCAUUUCAUUUAAAUCUAAGAAUCUUCAACAAACAUUAAUUCAAAUCAUCACUUCCUUAACUCAUUGUCGAUUUGAAGCUGCUGAUCAAGAUUCAGAUGAUGCAGUUUUAUUGAAAGUUUUAAGAUUGUUGGAAGAUAUUGUUAAAAGUCCCUUCUCAAACUUACUUCCUAAUGAAACUGUGUCUGAGGUGAUUCAAACUUGUCUUUCAUUGGCUUGUAAUAAGAAAAGAAGUGAAGUAUUACGAAGAGCUGCAGAAAUGGGUAUGUCCUCAAUAACUUUCCGUAUCUUCAAUCAAUUGAAAUAUAUUGAGCCUGAAAAAAUAACAGAUGAAGAAUUACCAACAGAUUUUCCCAAUACCCAAUUACCUGCGGAUAUUAUUGGUGGAACUGAAGGAGGAGCCGAAACUCCAGUAACUAAUGAAAAACAAGAAUCUGUUAAAGAUGAAUUUCCAGUUAGCCAAAUGAAACCCGAACCUGAACCUGAACAUGGUCAAGAGCAAAAGGAUUAUCAACACCCACAAAUAGAGUCAAAAUAUACAGAGGAACCAUUUGGCAUCACCUGUUUGGUUGAAUUCAUGAGUAUUUUAGUAUCCAUGAUAAGUCCAUCUAAUCAAUAUCAACAUAUGGAAAGUACUCGUGUGUUUGCCUUAACCCUUGUUAAUACAUCUCUUGAGGUAGCAGGGACAGAAGUACCAAAUCAUCCAUCAUUAAUGAAUAUAGUUUCUGGGCCAAUUGCUAAACAUGUGCUUCAAAUAAUGACAACUACUGAAUCUCCAGCAUUAUUAAAGGCGUCCCUUCAGUUAUUUUCAACUAUUGCUAUUGUUUUAGGAAGACAAUUGAAAUCCCAAAUUGAAUUGUCAUUGACCCUUUUGUACCAAUCCAUUUUACCAGAGAAGAAGGCAAAUGACAAGCUUACUGAUAGAAAUAAUAUAACCACUAGAACCUCACUUACUAAAGAAAUGCUUAUUGAGUCUUUCUCCUUAAUGUGGACAAGAACUCCAGUCUUUUUCACCCAUUUAUUUAUUGAUUAUGAUUGUGAUUUCGAACGGACAGAUUUAUCGACAAGAACACUUGAGUUUUUGUGUGCUCUUGCAUUACCAGAGUCUGCUGCUACUUCAACCGAUAAUGUUCCUCCAAUUUGUUUAGAGGGAAUCUUGUCAUUUAUUGGAGGAAUAAAUGACCGAAUCAAAAAUGUUAAUGCUGACGUUAAUUCUAUCCCAUUGCAUCAAUUAAUCAUUGAUCGCCAACAAAAGACUUCAUUUAUUAGAUGUACGGAGAUUCUCAAUGAUAAGCCCAAGGAAGGUAUAAUUGCACUUCAAGAACUGGGUUUUAUAAAGGACAAAGAUGAUAUUCAUGAAGUAGCAGAAUUCUUCUUCACCAAAUCAGGGAGAUUGAAUAAGAAAGUACUUGGUGAAUUCUUGGCGAAACCAGCUAAUAAACCAAUAUUACAAGAGUUUAUUGGUUUGUUUGAUUUCUCCAAUUUACGUGUGGAUGAAGCAAUUAGAGUUCUAUUAAAAAGUUUUAGGUUACCUGGAGAAGCCCAACAAAUUGAAAGAGUGGUUGAAUUGUUUGCUGGAAGAUACGUUGAAUGUAUUGAUACAACAAAUGAAUCUGAAGACUCAAUUGCUCCGGAUCGUGAUUCUGUUUUUGUUUUAUCAUUUUCCAUUAUUAUGUUGAACACUGACUUGCAUAAUCCUCAAGUUAAGAAACCCAUGCAAUUUAGUGAUUACAAGAACAAUGUAAGAGGAUGUUAUAAUGGUAAGGAUUUCCCAGAUUGGUACUUAACCAAGAUCUAUAAUGGUAUUAAGGACAGAGAAAUUAUUAUGCCCGAAGAACAUCACGGAACAGAUAAAUGGUUUGAUGAUGCAUGGCAUAAUCUUAUUUCAAGUCGAAAGACAACUUAUGAUGCUCUUGACUUUGAUUUACCUCAAAUCUGUCAAUUUGACAAGGUAUUGUUUAGUUCAACUGUUGACAAAUUAAUUGAUACUAUCUUUGACGUGUACCGAUCUGCAUCUGAUGAUCAUGUGAUCACCAGUUUAAUGUCAACUGUUGAUAAGUGCGUGAACAUUUGCUUAUUUUAUAACUUGGAGGAAGCUACUGAUAAAAUUAUUUACAAUUUGGUUGAGUUGACCUCUUUAAGUGGAGAAGUUAGAAGAAUCGCCACAAAUGAUGAUCUUCGAGAAGAUAUUCCUGUAACUCAAAUUAGGAUUGACAAGAAGGAAGAAGUCAUUACUGUGAGUAACAUGUCUGUGCUGUUUGGAAGAGAUUUUAAAGGGCAAUUAUCGGCAGUUGUUUUAUUCCGAUUAUUGAAGAAGAAUAAAUGCAAGGUGAGCCCAGCAUGGGACAAAGUUUUGGCCAUUAUUUUACGACUUUUUGAAAGUUGUUUGAUCAACCCCAAUAUUUUCACUGAGUUCCAAAAGAAACUCAUUCUUGAACCACUCCCCAAUGUUAAACCUCGUUAUAUUAUCAACAGAUCUAAACCAUUGAAUAAUACAGGAAUAUUGUCAACAUUUUCAUCCUUUUUAAGAGGUUAUUCUGAUGAACCACCAGAACCAACAGAACAAGAAAUUGAAUCUACCUUAUCAACAAUUGAUUGCAUAAACUCCAUCAACAUUUCAAGCAUUUUCGAAUCAAUUUCUAAGUCGAAACCUGAUUUACGAGCAUUUAUUGAACUUUCAUUGCAAGCUAUUCCUACUCCGUCAUCGGAGAACAAGCGAGUAUUUGAACCAGAAGUGUUAUUCUUGUUUGAAAUACUUGUUUGCUUUUCAUUACUCCUUGAUGAUAAAAGUGUUACCAGAAAAGUUAAUGAUGCUAUUAAAUUGGAUUGGGAUAUAAAUAAAAAGGGUAAGUUGAGAUUGGUUGUCUAUAAGUUUUUAUUGGCAAGACAAACCGAAACUGAAGAUUUAUUGGAUACACUUAAGUUUUUAACUGAAACAUUUGAUAAGGACUCAUUACAGAAAUACGGGGAACCAGCAUUUCUGCCAUUGAUUUCACUUGUUGAUGAUGAUAGUUGGUGCUGUGAACAAUUACUUAACAAUGAACAAUAUUGGAAUUCAUGGAGGAUGUUUGCACCUGGUCAGCAAUUCACCAAAAGAAUCUUACAACUUUUAGAAGAUUUGAUUAAAGGACCACGGAAAUUUAUUAAUCCUAAUAAUUAUAUUUCAGUUUUGGGACUAUUAGAUGAAAUUUCUUCACUUAGUUCCUUCGUGGCUCGCUAUGAACAAGAGGAUCCCGAAGAAAAGAAGAAGAGAACUGAAGAACAAAUUGGAGUUUUCAAGGAAUUGGUGGAAAUGGGUAAGAUUUCCAUCUCAUUAACUGCCGAAUUACCCAAUACGAUUAAUCCAACUGAAUUUAAGGAUGGCAUAGAACCAUAUGCUCAUAUUCAAGCAUUGGCUCAUCAAUGUUUCAAUCCAUGUCGUGAGAUCCGUGCAUUUGCUCUUUCGGUGUUACAGGCUAAGGUUAUUAACAUUGAUGAUGAAAAAGAUUAUUUAACACCAUUAGGAAUAUUUGACAAUGGGUUACUUCCAUUAUUGGCCGAGUUAUCUAAGCCAGAAGUUCUUUCAACUGACCCAAGUGGGUUCCCAAUGACUCAAAGUGAAGCUUCUUCACUCGUGAGUAAAGCAUUCUUGCAACACAUAACUCAAAUGCCCGUUAAUGACGUUCAUAGCAUCUGGGCCAGGAUCUUAGAUGGUUUCCUUGCCUUUACUAAAGUAGAGCAGUCGUCCAAGGUACAAGAGGUUCAAGCUGAAGUAUUGAAGAAUAUGAUUUUAGUUUUACAAAGUCAUAAAUACUUGGAACAAGGUACACCUAUUUGGACUGAAUCUUGGCAAAAAGUUGCCGUCAUUGCACCUUUGCUUAAAGGGGAGUUUGAUAUUGAAAGUGGUGUAACUCAGAACGAGGAGAAAUCAGUUCCAAUAGCAGAAGCUGUAUAA
Messenger RNA from Lizanozyma spartinae, 4425 nucleotides. It is a transcript of the gene GEA2, whose product is annotated as Arf family guanine nucleotide exchange factor. Lineage: Eukaryota; Fungi; Ascomycota; Pichiomycetes; Serinales; Debaryomycetaceae. Gene Ontology annotation, biological process: regulation of ARF protein signal transduction. Gene Ontology annotation, molecular function: guanyl-nucleotide exchange factor activity. The transcript has a single exon. The record is from RefSeq and is a predicted model, not a curated record. Bases 1 to 4425 code for a protein of 1474 amino acids.